Scaptodrosophila lebanonensis is the source of this 1659-nucleotide messenger RNA. RefSeq names its product group XV phospholipase A2-like. NCBI's taxonomy places the organism in Eukaryota, Metazoa, Arthropoda, Insecta, Diptera, Drosophilidae. The record is from RefSeq and is a predicted model, not a curated record. The transcript is spliced from 6 exons. Bases 291 to 1547 code for a protein of 418 amino acids. Gene Ontology annotation, biological process: lipid metabolic process.
AAAGUCUGUGAUAAAGCUAUAGAACAAAAGCGCAAACAAUUUCUUUGUUUAAAUAAAUAUAUAGGUUCAUUCACAACAUAUACGUACAUACGUACGCAUUGCAUGCCCCAUAGGCAGCAGCGACAAAUUUACAAACAAAUUUUACAAAGGUCAUCAUUAAAUUGUUGUGCUUCGCAUUUUGGGGAUCGGGCUAACUGUCCCCCUACACAUACGCACUUAAAUACAUAUGCAUCGCUAUUAUCAGACGACGGCAGUCAGUUCGAUAUUAAGCCCAGUAGCGUACGCACAAUAUGAGGCUACAAAGCACGGCUUUAAUUUAUGCACUGAUCUAUCUAAUUUGUCUGCUGCGUGAGGGCCAAUGUUUCUGGCCAUUCAGCAAGAAGCCGAAACCGGGACCCACAAAACCGAGCCUAUCCCCCGUCAUAUUCGUGCCGGGCGAUGGCGGCAGUCAAAUGGAUGCACGUCUAAACAAAUCUCAGGUGCCGCACUUUUUAUGCCAAAAAACGGCUGAUUGGUUCAACUUGUGGCUGAACUUGGAGGAGCUGAUGAUACCCCUGGUUUACUGUUGGGUUGAUAAUAUCAAGUUGUACUAUGAUGCUGCCACACGCACAACACAUAACACACCAGGUGUAGAAAUUAAAAUACCAGGUUGGGGCAAUCCAGAGGUUGUAGAAUGGAUAGAUCCCACUCACAAUAAAGCAGGCGCCUACUUUAAGGACAUUGCCAAUUUGCUGGUCGAUUUAGGUUAUAUCAGAAAGGCAAAUAUCCAUGGGGCACCCUACGAUUUUCGUAAAGCGCCAAAUGAAAAUCAACAAUUCUUUAUCGAUUUGAAACAGCUGGUCGAGGACACAUAUGAGGCCAACAAUCGCACGGCUGUGACCUUUAUUAGUCAUAGCAUGGGCAGUCCCAUGACUCUAGUGUUCCUGCAACAGCAAACCCUGGAAUGGAAGCGUAAAUAUGUGCGUAGGCUGAUUAGUCUGGCUGGUGCCUGGGCGGGCAGCAUGAAGGCUGUCAAAGUGUUUGCCAUGGGCGAUGAUUUGGAUUCCAUUGUGCUGAGCACUAAAAUAUUGCGAGUCGAGCAAAUAACGAAUCCGUCUUCUGCUUGGCUGCUGCCCUCGCCGCUGUUUUGGAAGAGCUCUGAAGUAUUGGUGGAGACGCCAUCUCACAACUACACAAUGGCUAGCUUGGAAAAAUUCUUCGAAGCCAUUGAUUAUAAAACGGGUUGGGAGAUGCGUAAGGAUACUCUGCGCUAUACAGAGAAUUUCAGUCCUCCGGACGUCGAGCUGCAUUGUCUUUAUGGCGAUGGCGUUGACACAGUGGAAAAAUUGCAGUACAAAAAAGAUGAUAUUGCCGGCGAGACGCCCAAACUGAUAAUGGGUGUGGGCGAUGGCACUGUAAAUCAACGUUCCCUACGCGCCUGUCGCUAUUGGACAGGCGUCUCGAACGCCCCUAUAAAUGCCUUGGCAGUGCAGGGUGUCGACCAUAUGGGCAUUUUGUCGAGCUCUGUUGUUCUGGACUAUAUAGAAAACAUAAUGAAACAGCCUUAAACGAAUUCCUGCAAAUUUAAAACAACAAAAGUGUAGCUAAAGAUAAAUUUUCUAAUUGUCAAUCAUAAAAUCUGAUUUAAAAUAAGUGAAUUAAAUUGUAAAUGUAAAUUGA